AUGGACCCCUCCCAAAAUAGCCCCCAACUUGGCCGCAUCACCAACCGCCUCGCACAAUAUCAACAACAAAUCUCUCCCGCCCCGCACUCAGACUCAACCCCAACCAAGCAACCAACCAUGGCAGCACGCGACCCCAUCACCUGCCAUUGCCUCAAUACCCUGUCCGGCACACCAGCAGCAAACCUGCCAGUGACCCUCACCCUCCUCUCUACCCCAGCCUCAGCCACCAGCGGUGUCACAUUCCGCGCAACCACCAAUGCCGACGGCCGCGUCGCCAACUGGACCCCAGUCGGAACAGCCUCAGAGUCAGUCCCUGCCAUCCUAGCUGCCCUGCCCGCUGCGGAUAGCAAGACCAACUGGUCUGUGCGCUUCGAGGUUGGUCCCUGGUACGAGGCCCAGGGCGUCGAGAGCUUCUGGCCAGAGGUCGAGGUUAAGUUCACCGUCAAGGGACGUGGGCGCGAGGGUGAAGAGGGCUGGCGCCACUACCAUGUUCCUGUCCUUCUGGGUCCGUGGAAUUACUCGACCUAUCGGGGUUCGUGA
This is a messenger RNA of Penicillium paradoxum, 540 nucleotides long. RefSeq names its product hydroxyisourate hydrolase. The transcript has a single exon. Gene Ontology annotation, biological process: purine nucleobase metabolic process. Lineage: Eukaryota; Fungi; Ascomycota; Eurotiomycetes; Eurotiales; Aspergillaceae. The record is from RefSeq and is a predicted model, not a curated record. The coding region runs from base 1 to 540 and encodes 179 amino acids. Gene Ontology annotation, molecular function: hydroxyisourate hydrolase activity.